AUGAACAUGGUGCUGGAUUACCUCCACUGGUCGACUGCAGUCUACUGCGGCAUCAUCGCUGGUCUUUUUCUCCUUGCUAGCGCCGUUCGUCAGCCACCGUUCCCUAGUAACGCCCCUCCUUUAGCCAAAGAAAGCUAUCCUGUCCUAGGGGCGUUGAGGUUCUUCAAGUCUCGAAGGAGUUUUUGUCAAGAUUCUUCCCGCAGCACCAAAACGGGGAACUACAGCUUCCAUGUUGGGAAACACCGCGUCGUAGGCCUUUCCGGGCUCGAGGGCCGCAAGGCAUUCUACGAGUCAAAAGAACUCAGCAUGUUCGAGGGCUAUUCGGUCCUGUUAAGUGCCACGCCUGACAUCGAUCCUGGCGCGGGCGAAAAUCAGUUCGUCUCAUGGUUCAACAAAACCAUCACGAAACUGUUGAAGAGGGAGAACUUUGUCAAGAACCUCCCCAUAAUGGUCAACGAUGCAACGACCGCCAUCAGCCAGCUUCUCGAUCGCUGCGCGGAGAAUCGUGGCGUUUUCGAUCCCUUCGACGAUAUCAACAAGCUGGUCUAUCAGCUCAACAUGCGCACAUUGGGUGCCACGGAGAUUGCCGAAUCUCCAUCUCUGCUGGACAAGUCUCUCCGCCUCGUCGAUGAGAUAAACCAGAACAACAGCACUGCCCGCAUCAUAUUCCCAUUUGCCAUCACCCCCACUUACCUUCGGCGCUUUGUCGCUGCGGGUCGUCUUUAUCUCAUGUUCAGGAAGCUUGAGCAAGAUAGGAGAAGGACAGGUAGGCGGGAGCAAGACACCUUGCAAUUCCUGAUGGACGAGGGCGAAGAUACCCUUAAGAUCAUCAUGUUUAUAGUUGCCUCACUCUUCGCCGGCCAGCUCAACUCCGGGGUGAAUGCCGCCUGGGUUCUCUGCCGAUUGGCCGCAGACGCCAAUUGGGCCCAACGAGUCCGAGCCGAGGUAGAAAGUGCAGUUGCGAAACGCAGGACUCGAUCGGAGCAGACGGAUUUGGAUGUGCUUAGAGAGCUGACUAUAGAUGACUGGGAGUCGUGUUUCCCCACGACCAACCUCUGCCUGCAGGAGUCGAUCCGCUUGCACACCGUCGGGGCCGCGUUCCGCAAAAAUAUGACAGACCGCAAUGUGCCCAUCGGUAAGACGGGCGAGGUCAUACCUAGAGGUGGUUUCGCUGCGCUUCACAUUGACGAUGUCCACAUGAACCCAGACAUCUACACGAACCCCUCUCUGUUCGAUCCUGGCCGCUUCUCCCCAGACCGUGCCGAGGACAAGAAGGCGCCGUUAGCAUAUGGCGGGUGGGGUCACGGACGUCAUUUUAUGCGAUACGAACGGUAG
Molecule: messenger RNA, 1335 nt
Organism: Colletotrichum graminicola M1.001
Lineage: Eukaryota; Fungi; Ascomycota; Sordariomycetes; Glomerellales; Glomerellaceae
Product: cytochrome P450 6A1
Exons: 4
Coding region: 1-1335 (444 amino acids)
Biological process (GO): sterol metabolic process
Molecular function (GO): monooxygenase activity; iron ion binding; oxidoreductase activity, acting on paired donors, with incorporation or reduction of molecular oxygen
Source: RefSeq, a predicted model, not a curated record